Amphibalanus amphitrite is the source of this 2891-nucleotide messenger RNA. RefSeq names its product kalirin-like. The transcript is spliced from 14 exons. The annotation marks the transcript as partial. Lineage: Eukaryota; Metazoa; Arthropoda; Thecostraca; Balanomorpha; Balanidae. Gene Ontology annotation, cellular component: cytoplasm. The record is from RefSeq and is a predicted model, not a curated record. Gene Ontology annotation, biological process: axon guidance; intracellular signal transduction. Gene Ontology annotation, molecular function: guanyl-nucleotide exchange factor activity; protein binding.
AUCGCCGGGACGGCUCCUCUCCUCUGCCGCUGGUCGGAGACCGUCGGGCUCCCCUGCCGCCGCCGGGUCACCCCAGCUGAGGGCACGCGCCCGCCGUCUGCGACUGGUGGAUACUGCCGGUGACAGUCAAGCCUCGUCGCCAGUCAACAAGCGGAAGGGCCUAUCGGGGCGUAAAUGGCUGCCGACGCCGCUGCGGAAGCUGUCGCACAACAAGCUGACGGCGACGCCCUCCCUGAGUGCCGGCGAGCUCCCGCCCGUGGCCGGACGGCCGCUGCCACCCAAGCCGCCGCUUAAGAAGACCAACUCGGAGAGAAAGGUCCAGGCGGGAGUGGACGGCUCGAUGGGUAACCGGGUGUCGGGCGGCAGCGCCACCAGCUCAGACGAGCCGGGAGCCGCCGCCGCCGCCGCCGCUGCUGACGACCAGGACGAGCCCGAGCUGCCGCCGCCGAUGCGCGUGCUGGAGGACCCGGCGGCCGUGGCCGGACCGGCUGCCACCGUCACAGACGGCGCCGCACACGGGCCGGAGCUGGCCGCCGGCAGCUCUGCCGAGCACGCCGCCACAGAGCUGGAGCAGCUGGUCAAACAGCGCCUGGAGGGUCACACGGAGGGUGACGGUCCUCCGGGGCGGGCCGAGCCGCCCGACCCGGCGCCGGACGGCGCGCAGGGCGGCUCCUCAGAGGACGAGGACGAGGAAAACUCGCGGCAGCAGAAGGCGCUCAAAAAGAGGAGUUUCGUCAUCCAGGAGCUGGUCGAUACGGAGCGGGAAUACAUCCGCUCGCUGGGCCAGAUCGUGGACGGCUACCUGCGGCUGAUGCGCGAUGAAAACUGUCCCGUACCCCUGCCGGAGGAUCUCUGCUCUGAUAAGGACCGGCUCAUGGGCAAAGACAAAAUCAUCUUCGGCAACAUCGAGGCCAUCUAUGAGUGGCAUCGAGAUUCGUUCCUGAAGGCGCUCGAGCGGUGUAUAGACAACCCUGCCGAGCUAGGCCCUCUGUUCAAACGGUACGAACGCAAGCUGCACAUGUAUGUCGUCUACUGCGAGAACAAACCCAAGUCUGAGUACAUCGUAUCGGAGCAUAUCGACAUGUAUUUCGAGGAGCUCCGGAAACUGUUGAAUCACAAGCACCAGCUGACGGACCUGCUGAUCCAGCCGAUCCAGAGGAUCAUGCGGUAUCAGCUGCUUCUCAAUCAGAUUCUCAGGCACACAGAGGUAGCGGGUCUCACUGACGAGGUGGAGGCACUACGGAAGGCCGUCAACGUCAUGAUCGUGGUGCCGAAGGCGGCAGACGACAUGAUGAACGUCGGCAGACUGCAGGGAUUCGACGGGAAGAUCACGGCGCAGGGCAAGCUGAAGCGGUUCGGCAACAUGCUCUGCUGCGAGGGCGUAUCGGCGGCCAACUUCCGCGGGAAGGAGCACGUCGUGUUUUUGUUCGAGCAGAAUGUGAUAUUUAGUGUGCCGCUGGGCCGUCGCUCGGCGUUCACGAACCCCGGAUACGUGUACAAAAGCCACAUACAGGUGAACAAAAUGUCGCUCAACGAGAACGUGGACGACGGCGACCCGUGCAAGUUCCGUUUGAGCAGCACCGACCCGCAGAAACCCAACGUCUCGUGGGUCUGCCAAAUGUCCAGCGUAGACGAGCGCAACGAGUGGGUGCGUGAGCUGCGCUCAAUGCUGCAGACGCAACAGAACUUCCUCAAGGCCAUCCAGUCGCCCAUCGCCUACCAGGAAAAGGAGAAAUUCAAAGAAGUCGGCGAGCUGGUGAGUCACCACGGCAGCGGGUCGCUGCGGCGCGGAGCCGUGCCGCCCAGCAGUCUGCUCGACAACGGCGCGGCGCCGGCCGAGCCGCACGGCCACCCGCCGCCGCACGCGCCCGUCCGCUCGCCGACAUCCAGUCUGCCGAGCUCUCCGGCGGCCGGCGCUCCGUCACCGAGCGGCGAGUUUCCCAGUCCCACCGAGCCGCGCAAACUGUCACUGCAGACCGAGAAGAAACCCACCGGCUUCCUGACAGGCUUCAAGAAGACGCUGCGCUCGCGUAAAACGGAGACGAGUCUGCUGUAUGCGUCGGCUGAGGCCGAAGGCGCGGCGCCGUUUCCCGCGGGUACCACGGUUUCCGUCGUGACCACCUACAAUGCCGAGUGUGAGGACGAGAUGGACGUCCAGCGCGGCGACCUCGUCCACGUGGUGUCGUACAACCGGUCGCGCGGCUACCUGGUGCACCGGGCUGCCACGCGCACCUCGCCGGCCGCCGAGGGCUGGGUGCCGCCGCACGUGCUGGCCGCCGCCGACCCGCUCCAGAGGCGCACCAACUGGGCGUUCCGGUUCCGACGGCCGAGCGGCGGCCCGCCGCGCGAGGUGAAGCGCCACUCCUCGGACCAGACUGAGCGGCGCCACGUCAGUGUGCGGCUCAUGGAGCCGGGCCGGCCGCCGUGCCGGCUGCGGCGCGCCCCGUCCGAUGUGACCGUGUAUGCCGGCGACACGGUGGUGCUGUCGUGCACCGUCAGCCAGCCCGAGGAUGUGGUGGACGCCCAGUGGCGCGACCCGUGGAACCGCGUGGUGGACGGCGGCCGCGCCUCGCACACGGUGGAUGACGACGGCACGUGUCGGCUGACCAUCCAGGGCGCCGAGAGCGGCGACAGUGGAGAGUACGUGUGUGAGGUGUUCACGGACCGUCAGGUGCUGCGCGCCGCCGCCACCGUCACUGUGGUCGGCGACAUGACCUGACCUCCGCCGCCGCCGCCGCCGCCGCCGCCGCCGCGUCCAUUGUGAUAUCUUCUAAGUCAGUGUAGCCGCUCGGGCCCUGCGCCGGAGCCCCCCAAUGUGUCUCCCGUGCCGGCCGUGCGGCCCCCCGCCCCGGCGCGGGAUCGCUGGUGAAUAUAUACGCCACCGUUUUGCA